This is a messenger RNA of Triticum dicoccoides, 1993 nucleotides long. Its product is annotated as probable E3 ubiquitin-protein ligase RZFP34. The record is from RefSeq and is a predicted model, not a curated record. The coding region runs from base 667 to 1566 and encodes 299 amino acids. Gene Ontology annotation, molecular function: zinc ion binding; ubiquitin protein ligase activity. Gene Ontology annotation, cellular component: nucleus. The transcript has 12 exons. Gene Ontology annotation, biological process: protein ubiquitination; ubiquitin-dependent protein catabolic process. NCBI's taxonomy places the organism in Eukaryota, Viridiplantae, Streptophyta, Magnoliopsida, Poales, Poaceae.
CUGCUUUGGCACAGAGUUGGGGGAAGUGAAUUCACCUAUGCAGGUUCUUUCAGUGAUGCUGCUUCACUAGUUCUUGAGACGAUCCCUGUUCAGUAAGAAAUUGUAGAUAGGUUACAUUUCAGGUACAAACCACUGAAGUCUUAAUUAGGACGCUGGCUUUCUCAAGAUGUUCUUGAUGGGAGAACUAGAGGAAGUUUAGUUUAUUUGCGGAUAUUGAACGACUUUAAACAAUGUUUGGACAAGUUUCUUCCGUUGAAGAUGAAGCCGGUGGCUGCUGGAGAGAACGGGGGGCCAGCACCACAGUAAUACUGAUGCAGAUGGAUCACUGUGUACGAAUUGCUUGGGAAUUCUCCUCUGGAUGGAUAUCAGUUGUGUAAUUUGUUUUCUCACAGCUCACAAUCCAGCUAGUUUAUUCUACUGUGAUUGUUUGGCGGUCAAAUAUGAGGUUUUUGCUGAUUGGAGCUGUCCGGCGUUGCUUUGGUCUUGUGUUGAUAUGCCUGGCCUUCAGCAGUAUUGAGCAACCAGAACUACAUGCAGUGGCUUCCUCCAUAUUUAGGACAUGUGACUGCAUUCUGUAUUGAGAGCCAUCCUGCUAAAUGCAUAAUACUUGCAGGUAUUUGUGUUGUGUUUGCAACGCGAUAGCUUUUGCGCUACCAAACAGCCGACAUGGGUGCCGUGCAGCUCGAGUCUGUUGCUGCUCAACAUGCACAAGCUAAGCUAAAUGUGGAAUCACUUCCUCAAGGCCCUUCGUUGUUUGAUGGAAAUGACACUGCCAGGAUCAAUGGUUCCGAGUCUGAUGAGUAUGAAAAAUUUGACAAGGGAUUAAUGCAGUAUGGAUGUGCACAUUACCGAAGGAGAUGCCGCAUACGAGCACCAUGCUGCAAUGAGAUUUUUGAUUGCCGGCACUGCCACAAUGAAUCAAAGAAUUCGAUCAAAAUUGAUACUCCUACGCGACAUGAACUUCCACGCCAUGAACUGCAGCAGGUCAUAUGCACAUUGUGUGGCACUGAACAAGAGGUACGACAAGUAUGCAUCAACUGUGGUGUAUGCAUGGGAAAGUAUUUCUGUGAAGUGUGCAAGCUCUUUGAUGAUGAUGUCUCAAAACAGCAGUAUCACUGCCAUGCGUGUGGAAUAUGUAGAAUUGGUGGCAGGGAGAAUUUCUUUCACUGCUCAAAAUGCGGAUGUUGUUAUUCCAAAGUGUUGAAGAACAGUCAUGCAUGUGUUGAAGGAGCCAUGCAUCAUGACUGUCCAAUCUGCUUCGAGUACUUGUUUGAGUCAAGAAACGAUGUCUCUGUUUUGCCAUGUGGUCAUACAAUUCAUGAAAAAUGCUUGAGAGAGAUGAAGGAGCAUUGCCAAUUUGCAUGCCCGCUCUGCUCCAAGUCGGUAUGUGACAUGUCGAAGGCAUGGGAAAGACUGGACGCGGAACUAGCGACUCUGUCAAACUCCUUCGAUGAUAAAAUGGUUCGCAUAUUGUGCAAUGAUUGUGGGGCAGUAUCAGAGGUGCAGUUCCACUUAAUUGCACAUAAGUGCCAUAAUUGCAAGUCGUACAACACCCGGCAGAUUUGAAGUAGUGAAGCCCUGGAGGGAUUCUACAUUCUUCCUGGAAGUUGGUGAGAGUGCUCCGGCAGUGGAGAUUAGUUCGUCUACGUGAUGUUUGCCGUGAAGGCACAUCACUAGACAAUUUAUCAGCGUCCUCUGCAGUUAGCUGCCCUGCAUCGUUUCUGCUAGUUCAAAAAAGUGUGUAACAGUUUCCGCGCGUCCGUUCAAGCCUUGCAUAUUUCAGCACUGGGCAGACUGGUAGAAUUGUGCUCUACUCGAUUGGUAUCAUUUCCUCACCAUUGGCCAGGCCUGCAACGGAUAGGAUCUCCUCUCCAGGGAGAGUGUUGUGUGCAUGCAGCAGGCUGUGUGGCAUAGGGUUUAAUGGUUGCAAAAUGUCUUGAUCAACAAUUUCCAUUUCAGCGAUCACCAAGUUGGGCUGUCAUUUCCGGGUCUA